AGGGAAAGAAAGAUGGCGGAGAGUGGGGUGGGGUGGGCGUCGGCGUGACGUGACUCGCCGUCGCUCGGCGUUAACGCAAGACUAGGUUUACCUCAGCGACGCCGCCACCAUGAGCAAAAAGAACCAGGUUUCGUACGUGCGGCCGGCCGAGCCCGCCUUCCUGAGCCGCUUCAAGGCGCAAGUCGGCUACCGGGAGGGGCCCACGGUGGACACCAAGAGAGAACAGCUCCCAGCUGCUGCUGAUGACGAUGGAAGUGACAAAGAGGAUGAACAGCCACAGGUGAUUGUUUUGAAAAAAGGGGACCUGAGUGCCGAAGAAGUGAUGAAGAUUAAAAAGGAGGUUAAAGAGUCUCCCAAAACCACAGAUGAAGAAGCUGAAUCUGGAGAUGGAAAGAUUAUGUUUAGGAAACCUCCCAAGCGUUCAUCAGAAGAGAAAUACUCCGGUUUGACGGCCACAUCAAGUAAGAAGAGAAAAGAGACAAAGAGGAUUUCUCCAACCUCCCAAAAUACAACCAAGCAAGUAAAAAAUAGCAGCUUGCUUUCGUUUGAUGAAGACGAGAGUGAUGAUUAGGAGCAGAUUUGGAUAGACAUACAGUUUUUCCUCACAGGCAGAAAGUUGAGCUGAGCACACCAUGGAAACAGACACAGAAUGGGACUUUUAAUUUUAUUUGAAUGUACAUCUAUAGUCAUGAAAGAUCUUUGAACAAAACUAUGGAAAAAAUGAAAUCUGUACAAGUUUGAUAUUCCACAUAAUGGAAUCUUUAUUGGUGCACAUAUAAAUAUUCGGAGAGAUUUAUCUGCCAACCAUUCCCCUUACUUUAUUUCAACAAGAAUUUAGUGUCAAAAGAUGGCAUCUGUAUGUGCAUAUUUACUCAAUUACACCUGAUUACCCAAUCAGAGGAAUGUAAGGUCUGUUUACUGUGGACUAAAAAUGUAUAAUGUUGCUUUGCCAAAGCUGUCUGUCGUAUCUCAAAGGACCGAAAGAAUUGCUGGGAUUCUGAUCACACUGGGCAUAUUGAUUUCAAAAGAAGAAACCCUGCCGCAGAGUGUCCUUUAGUGGAAAAAUAUUUGGAAGUUCAGUGUGUUCUGUAACCAGGAAUGGAUUGUGUGUUGCUACAAAACAUGUAGCAGGAUUAACAAUGUAACGCUUCAUCAAGGAGUUGGUCCAAUGUUGCUGGGUGCAACAGCUGUUUUUAGUAUAGCUGAUAUUUUAAUGCCACGAUUAAAUGGCUGUGUGAAAUUAUUUUCUGUGAUUCAGUUUUUUUUACCCACUGUUCUUGAGAAAAUAAAACUGUUUAUCCCCAGCCUAUAAACUUUCUUAGCAGUAUUUUCCCCAAAUUAUAAAUGAUUAUCCUUUAAUCUAGAAUGUAGCAGAGGCUCCAAAGAUAUGGAGACUGAAAAGACCCCAAUGAAUGGAUUAUCCAGUCUCACUGAGUCUUAAGAAAGGAUAUCCUGUUUCUAAGGCAUUCAGGACAGAUGCUUACGUACAGCCCACUUCUUUCUUAUAUGACCUCACAUCAUCUCUGAUAACUAAGAGUACAAGCUAUGGUUCUGCCAUUGAGUUUCACUUCCUCCUUCCCCAUGUGUCUUAGUGACAGCAGUUAAGCAUAGCAUCCUUUCCCCUUGGAGCAGACUGUGAAGCUACUCAGCAUGUGCAAAUGACCCAUGUGGAGAGGCAACACAACGUCUUCCUCAAUUUAUUUCACUAAUCCAGAGAAGGGGACACCACCCAGUUACAGAGAUAAGGACAUUCAGCAGGCUUAUGGCGACUAUGAUAUUCAGAAAAAUAUCUAUGAAAGGCAUCUCCCCAUAUGGGAUUUGUGGGUGCAUAUAUCUGCAUGUAGUCGGCCCCACAUACCACUGGAAGUUCCUAGAUUCAUAAGAGAGGAGGGGCAGAAUUAUCGUCAUUGGUGCCUGUCUAGCCAUGACCACUGUGGCGAUACAUCAAACAACUGCAACAGCUGAAUGGCUGAUGGUAGCAACUGCCUUUACUUCCCCUCCUGAUAUCCCAGGGCUACAGCAACACAUAACAUCGCCAUGUGACACAUCCUCACACCCUUGGUAGAAUAGAGCAUGGUGAAGAGGAGACCCUCUGUGCCCAGGUGUCCUCUGGACAGAAUUAGGGACUGAUUUUUUGGAUAGUUUAUGAACCAAAGAGUAGCUCCAUCUUUCUGCAGAUCAGUUUGUGCAUUGGAAUGCAUCUCCCUGAAAUGCAGCUUUCCCAAGAUACAGUGGUACCUUGGUUUUCGAGCGUCUUGGGAGCCGAACGUUUCGGCUUUCGAUCGCCGGAAACCUGGAAGUCAUUGCUUCCGUUUUCGAACGCGUAUCGGAAGUUGAAUGCGUUUUUCAAUUUUUCCAAUUGAACUUGCAGCCAGCCCUUUGCGCUUUGGUUUUUCGAACGUUUCAAAACUUGAAUGGUCUUCCGGAAAGGAUUACAUUUGAGAACCCGAGGUACCACUGUACCACAAUUACAGAAACAGCUAAUGCAGACAAUUAAUUAAUUAAUUAAUAGUUUAUAUGAACUGCCCUUGGAUUUGGCUAAAAUGGAGCUUACAUAUACCAUACACACACUUCCUGGUUGGUUCCACUGCCAUUUCCCCUUUUCAGCAGGGUUGGAAGUAAUAAGGGUACAGUAAUAAGGGACAGUUGAUGGAGCAGAAGCUUUGGUCUGAAAGAAGGUUUGGCCUGCAGGUCGUGGUAAGAGACUGGGCCUGGAUUUGAGAGAGAUGGAAGAUGGCAUGCUGAAAGGAGGGAAGAACUUUAAGGAUGGAGGAGUUCUAUCAGAGAGGAAACAGUUUAGAUUCAGGCUGAAGAAGUGGGUGGGGUUAUUUGGAGUGGGAUGAAACUCACCCAUAACACAAAAGCACACACUGAAGUUGCUGAACUACAACUCCCACCAUCCCAGACCAUUGGCUAUACUGACUGGGGCUGAUGGUAAUUGGGUUCCAAGAACAUCCAUAGACUCCAUACCGCUAUAGUAAGCCUAAAAAGGUAUGCACAGUGUGUGGGUGGGGUAUAUGCUAGAUUGUGGACUUCCAUCUGUUGCUAAACUAAACAGAAAACUAAUGUGCACUUGCAGAGGAAGAGAAAGGGCAAUGAGAAUUCUGUGUUUCUGGGAUGUGACUGUAUCAAAUAUUGUUUAUGCUGAUCACCGUAGUGUAUAGCUGUUUGCCUGCUUAACCAAUGAAUAAAUGUACUCUCCAAGGAA
Molecule: messenger RNA, 3208 nt
Organism: Zootoca vivipara (common lizard)
Lineage: Eukaryota; Metazoa; Chordata; Lepidosauria; Squamata; Lacertidae
Product: KIAA1143 ortholog
Source: RefSeq, a predicted model, not a curated record